Gasterosteus aculeatus aculeatus (three-spined stickleback) is the source of this 5882-nucleotide messenger RNA. The record is from RefSeq and is a predicted model, not a curated record. NCBI's taxonomy places the organism in Eukaryota, Metazoa, Chordata, Actinopteri, Perciformes, Gasterosteidae.
CUGUGGAGGACAAGGGGGUCUUUGCCAAUGAUGCAGCUCAGCAACUCCGGACUUUCCCCAGCAGCAAGCCAACUACCCCUCACUCCUCCUCUUCUUCUUCCUCCUCCUCCUCCUUCCUCCCUUUGCCAUAUCCACCCACCCAUCCACCCACCAGCCCACCCUCUCUCUGCCUUCCCAACACACACACACACACACACACACACACACACAUACACGCAUGCACUCAAUCACGAAUGCACAGGGAUUGCAGCAACAGCAGCGGCACAGCGAGAUGGAGAUCUCCGCUGCGCGUGUGAGUGCCCAUUCCCGCUGUCACCGCGCCGGCUGCCUCUCUCCCGGUCCCCCCGCAGCCCGCGAGAGCUGCUCCAGCGGCUGGACCGUACCCCGGCACCCAGCGACUGCAUGGAUGAUCACCGGCUCGACAGGGGAUCUGCGCGUUCUUGUCCUUUGCACCUCUGAUCUGUUUCUCAAGGAAUUAUGGUGAGCAAAGAAGACAGUAAAUACGUCCUCUCAAUAUCAGAUGAAUCCGAUUCAGAAACAGGCCUAUCACACAACCUUGAUGCGCAGUCCGGACCACUAUCAGGCAAGCAGCAGGUAAAGAAGAGAAACAAGGCCUUACAAGUGCGUUUCAGGGACAUUUGUGAAGCUCAGAAUGAGCAUCGGGGAAAACGCUCCAGAUCCAUUUCCUGCAAAGUGACGCAGAGAAAGUACAUGACCAUGCCGGCUAGACGCUCUAUUCCAAACGUGACGAAGAGCACGGGUGUCCAGACGUCGCCCGACCUCACCAAGCGAUACAAGACUUUCCCUUUUGAGAGGAAAAAGGGACAUACUUUUAAACACACUGCAUUGGUGGAAGAUUAUAAGAGACAAAACAAUGGUUUUUUGAGUGACAUAAAGACGGAGGGAGAGGAUGGGCGACCUUUGGGGGACUCCUCCGAGUACAAAGGGGAGAUUGUGGGCCAGACAACAGCACUGCUUCACCACUCCGACGGCAGCAGUGACACCGAGGAUUUGCUUUCCAGCGCCAACUGUGUGGACGAACCCGCUCGUCCAGAAUCGUCACAAUUCAAAGAGUGUCACCCGAGCAGCCCUGCAUCCAAGACAGAGACCCAGCACCAGGUCAGUGGGACCAGGACCAAACACAAAGGAUUACCCAAAGAAGACACGGACGGCGGCGGCAUUUCUUCGAAGCGCCAGCUGGCUAACUCAGAGUUAUCGCAGAGCAAGCCAAAGGGUACGGGCCCUGUUGCCUGGAACUCUUUGACAGAGGUGGAGUCUUCGGGAAGCCCGUCUGCGAGCUGUAAACGGAAAAAGGGCGCGCAGCUUAGCGAACAGCAGUCGCAGACACUUCCCCAUAGUGCCAAAUGCUCCGCGCAGUCCCAAGGGCAGUGCCGAACGAGGCACGCGUCGGCCUCCUCUAAACUCCAGCAAACGGGUGGUGGGGAUGAAGGCUUUCCUGCAAGAGACACAGGAGCCGCGGGCAUGAGGAGCAGCCAGCAGAUAAUGCCCUUAUCUGGAGACAAGGAUAUCAAAGCACAGCUGCAGGCCAUGGAAAACCUCAUCAGCUCGAGCCAGGAGACCAUCAAAGUCCUACUUGGAGUCAUUCAGGAGCUGGAGAAAGGUGAAGCACAGAGAGAGGGGCUCACCUACCGAACAGGACAAGACACAGCAAAUUGUGACACUUGUCGAAACAGCGCAUGCAUCAUUUACAGGGUGCAUUCGGGUUUCGUAGCACAGAAGAUCAAAUAUUAUAGAUGGAACAGCAGCAUCGUAUGUGGGACUAAAGCAAUGCACCCGCCGUGUAGAGGAGCGAAGAAACGUCCGAGAUGAGUUUCUCCUUUUCUACCUCACUGAUCUUAUCUUGUGCCAACUCUGUGUGUCGGUGAAGCAGCUCGGCUUAAUUAACAACCUGAACGAUGAACGAUUUCUGAUGGCAAACAAACUGCCCCCAGUCUGCUGUCAGUAAACCAUAGCAUGUGGUAAGGUAAUGAAAUCCCAUUGAAGACACACUCUGCGGAGUACUAAUAAUGUGGAAGAUUAUCUUUUCAUCUGUGCUCCGUUUCAUUAAAUGUUGUUUAUUUCAGAUCACAGUUGGCUUAUAAGUCAGUGAAUAUAGCGGAGUCUCUUGGCAAGCAAGGCAGCACACUGUCACAGUCCUAUCUAUUUCUGCCCAAGCAAUUGUCAUGAAUAUCCUAAAUUCUGCAAAAAGGGAUUUUUAGUAAUCACCAGCAACACAAACCUUCCAAAACCAAUCAAUGUUUUUAGAGAGAAAAACAAAAAUUCAUGACAUUAUUGUUGCCCCCUUCAUCUUUCAGAUGUGCGUUUUACUGUUAAAUACAACUAUCAGAAUCAGUAACUAAACUACUUCACCUCAUUACCAAAACCGGCAGCCCUGUAAUUGUAAUAGUCAAGUGAAACUACAAUCGGGCUGAACAGUUACCCCUCGGCGACUGACGACGGAGAUUAGCAGCCGCUGAGAUGCAGCACUUCAUUUUUAGAGCAGUCAGCAUCUCCAGUGUGUCCGAUAAAUUCAAGACUUGAGUAGUUGCUGAGCUCCGGUGGUCAAUCUUUAGGUUCUUAUCGAGACUUCGGCUAAGCCCUGACAGUCUCUAACCACACUCCAGUUACGUCAGGGCAACAGAUAGGGCCAACAUGAGAAAGACAGAAAGGCUGGAUGUACCAUAAAAUAAGAGAAUAGCUACUGUGACACCAGAGGAAAAGGGGGAUUCCAUGAGGACCACACUACAAAAGAGUCUUUCCUAUAUCUCUGGUGACUUCUAGUUAUGCAGAUUGUUUCAGGCUUUACUUUGUUAAUGAGAAAUUGCGUGUUGGCCCUAAUUUUGGCACGUUAGACAGCUCUGAAAGCUAUGGAAUAUGCAUGAGGGCCUGCUGGCAUCGCCAAGGAGAAAAGAUCAGUCAGGGGCACAAAUCCGAGCGGUGGCAUAUUCAAAAUACUUCAUCGUUACAGCCGAGAAUAUAAAAUGGUGUGUAAAAUAGUUAAAUUAACCUCUACUUGGCCUAAAAGGUCGGAUCAAUAAAAUCACUUGGAUGGAGGAUUCAUUAGCAGUUUAGCUUUGUUUCAUCAAAACACCUUAUCUUCUUUCAUAAAAUCGGUAAACAAACCAUACAAGUAAGUCUACUGAGGCCAAAUGACAGCUUCCCAUACAAACAGGGAGAAUUAUAAUAUCUUAACCAAACUAAAUGGUUCAGAUUUUAAAACAUCCUUAUGAAUUGAAACAAAGUCUGCCUGGCUAGAUAUCACAGGAGCAAGAUCUUUCUUUUUUAUCAGUAUUAGUUGUUGUAGUACUAGUAGUAUUAUCUGAAGCCAGCUUCAAGUGGCCUUCCACCGAUUAAACCAUGAGUGCACAGCAGGUGAGCCCGGUUUAACAAACGUACUCAGAUCAAAGCCCUCAAGGAUUGUAUUCCUAUUUCGUGUGCCGCGCUGAAAGAAAAACUAGCUUUUUAAUCAAAGCGUAGUUGUUUCCAAUUUGGAACUAACAAUGACUUUGAACAACAGUUAAGUUCAGGGAAGCAAUAUGAUGAGAUGCAAGGAGCCAAUUAGCACUUGUAACCCGUGCUGAGAUGGUGGAGCUGUUUUUUCUUUGGUAAACAAUCAAGUCGAGACUGUUUAUUCUGUUUUGUUCUCAUUAACGAAUUUGGGUGUUUCUUGUGCAUGAAAUUGGAAGGAUGCUUAAUAGACAAUAACAAUGGCUUCCAUAUUUGAUAUAUACACGACAGGGAAAUAUUCUGCAUCUGAUCAGCAUGACGCGCAGGGGGGUUCUGGUUAACUGGUCAGUGGAGGAAAUAACUGAGUCUCUCACAGAUAUUUCAUUCUGCACCACUCAUCUCUUCAAGUGGAGAUUUCAAACUUUGAACGACCAAAAUGGAAAAUCACAAGAGGGGGGAUUUACUUUUGACGCCGGCAGCAGAAAGAACAGAGGUAAAAGCAAGAAGACAUCUCACCGCGGCAUGAAUCCCUCCCAGGUACAACAAUCAUUGAACAGGCGCUCGGCACACCACGGCCACAGACAAACAAACGGCUCGCCGCUGUUCACAGCGACAGCUAAUCACGCUGCGGCGCUAAAGAGAUGAUUCAUCUGCUUUGCUGAAUGUCCCAGAAAGAAAAGCCUCCCUGUCUCCAGCUGCUUCAACCUGCUUUAGCAGGCAGACGAUCUUAGGUACAGGGCUUUUGUUUGCAGAGGGCCCCUGCGUCGUGCAGCGCUGCCCACCGUGGCAUCUCGCCGCGGCGUACGAGCGAUUGCAGUGAUCUGCCGAGUGAUUAAUUGCUUAAUGAUUGCUGAGGCUAUUCGGCGCUGCGCUCCGCUGUGACUCGGCUCUGCUUUCUGUCAAGUCGACAUUCUUUAAACAGCAGUGGUGAACUUAGUUUUUCCCAGCAUGAAACAAAAGAUGCAAAUAGAGGUAAAGGCUGGAGGAAAGGAAAUAAUUGCUGAUAUGAAUAAGAGAUGUGCGCAUCACUUACAGCAAGAAAAAGCAGCUCCAUCUAAGAUAAAGGCUUCGGUGUAAUCUCAAAAAGAGGUGUUUACUUGGAAAUGUGGAAAAAGCAGCCAAGAACAAACGAACAAAGCAAUAUCUAAAAGAGGUUUUGUUGUGAUACAGCAAAACACGGUUGAAAGUACGUUUUAAUAUUAAUAAUGAGGCGUUUCAAGCGGCCAAAGACCCUUUUUGACUUUCAUGUAAUCGAGCGUUGAUUCUUUGAUAAUCGAGCAUUGAUUCUUAGUCCCCACCUGCCAAAAUACUGUCCAGCCCUCCACGCGUUUCCCCCCCUGAAGGCUUUAAUAGAGCUCUGCUCUUAACUGACACUUAUCUUAAGGGUGAGGACAGUUCCCGGGACUCAUUGUCACUUUGAGUACAGCGCAUCCCUCAGCGAACUAAUUGCGCUGCCCAUCAAAACGUUCACCCUCUCAGGCCAACUUUGUGCCUUGGCGUCUAUUUGUGUGCCGGCGGACAAGGAGGAGAUCACGUAUUUGACCUUCACGCGUCGGACGUCAUCUCUCUCAGCAGCCUCACUCCGCGCCACCUUUAAUCCUUUGCGGGUUUGAACGACAGAAAUAAGCUCCAAAGGUUCGCGGUUUACUGUGCUUACAAAAAUGCUGAAUGAAAUGAAAGCAAAAAAAGCAACAGGACACGUUGGUAUCAGGUGCGGUUUGAUGAAGAGGCUCACUUUGCCAUCCACAUGGCAGAUGAUUUAAUUAUUCUAUUUUCACACGGAUGGCACCGCAAUUUAUUGCAUACGCCAACAAUAAAUACAUUAACAGGUCACUGCAAAUCAAUAGCAGUAGAGUGAAAAGAGAUGGUGUAUAAUAAUAAAUGUAUCCCUUGCUUGAAUGCAGGCAGUUAAUCAGGAUGUGCUGAGCCUCUCGGUGGUUUCAUUUGGAUGGGAUUAAAGCCCUACAUUUAUUCUCAGCCCUGGGAGAUUUAAUCAGGGAGAGAGUUAAACUACGGCGCCGGAAACAAAUCAGACGAUGACCAGCCUGGGAUUACGAUAUGGAGGUCUGAUGUCAGGAGCAACCUACAUUUCGGCUUUUUAUGUAGAUAACCAUAAUCUAUGAGGGAAAAAUCCUCUGCCUGCAUCCAUUAAAAAAUACAGACACAAUGCAGAGUCUAUUACUCGGGGGAGUCUCUAAAAUGUGGGUAUGUGCUGCUAGAGAUAUGUGCUGCCAGGGUGUCUGUCAGUGCAUUUGAGCGGUUCGCCUCCGUCCAAGACUCCAUCUGGACAUCAGUGGACUUCACAUAUAAAAAAAAAACCUAUAUAUAUAUAUAUAUAUAUAAAAGUCAAAAGUUUGGACACACUUUUUACUGGUACCGUAUAUAAAUAAAUACUGAACUAACGUCAUGAAAAUGAUGUCAAAAUCUGCCUCUUC